AUAAAAUAUACCUGCUUGUCGUCCAAACGGCACCUCCACGCCUUCACAAGACCAGACGAUCCAUAUUUUCCCCGUCAUUCCGUCGCUGCGUGUCUGCGCGUUUCCCGCCAUCUGCGACUGUGACCACAACCACGAACUUGCGCCCAAGGGAACCAUCUGAAACCCCCAUCGAAAGUUUACCAACGACCCCUCCAUCAUGGCUUCCAGCGGAGCCGAGGAGGUUGACCUCUAUGGUGAGGUCCACAUGGAAAAGUCAAAGACCCUAUUUCUAACUUUGGAACAGAAACCCUUGGUAUAUCGAGAGACGCCACCAAAUCAGAAGUCAAGAAGGCCUACCACAAGGUAUGUUUACAUCAUAAUCUCGGAGCCUCUUCGCUGACCAACAUUUUCAGGCUGCUUUACAACACCACCCAGAUAAGGUCUCGGAAGAUAAGAGAGAGGAAUCCGAAUUGAAAUUCAAAGCUGUCAGUCAGGCCUACGAAAUCCUUUUCGAUGAGGAAAAACGCGAGAUGUACGAUGCCCAUGGCAUGGCAGCCUUCGAUCCAAGCAGAGCAGGUGGGAUGGGUGGCGGGCCAGAUUUGGAUGACAUCUUGGCGCAAAUGUUUGGUAUGGGUGGAGGUAUGAAUUUUGGAGAAGGUGGAAUGCCAGGUGGACCAAAACGCCCACGCAAAGGACGCGACGAAGAACAAAAGUAUAGCGUUACGCUCGAAGAACUCUACAAGGGGAAGACCGUCAAAUUCGCCAGCACCAAGAACAUUAUCUGCAGUCAUUGUAAAGGCACUGGUGGAAAAGAGAAGGCAAAGCCAUCAACCUGUGAUAGAUGUAAGGGUAAUGGUGUCACGGUGGGCCUUCGCCAGGUUGGUCCAGGACUCGUUACCCAGGAACGCAUGAUCUGUGAUCCUUGUUCAGGAACUGGAAAGAUUUUCAAGGAGAAGGAUAGGUGCAAGAAGUGUAAGGGAAAGCGAACAACAUCGGAAAAGAAGGCCUUGGAGCUUUAUAUCCCACGAGGCGCUCAGGAAGGAGAACGGAUCACCUUAGAGGGAGAGGCAGACCAAGUGCCUGAUCAAAUACCCGGCGACAUCGUCUUCACGCUUGCGGAAGAGGACCAUGAUGUCUUUCAAAGAGCUGGCGACGAUCUCUCAGCAGAGCUCGAUAUUACUCUUUCGGAAGCCCUCACGGGAUUUUCGAGAGUUGUCCUCACACAUCUUGACGGUCGUGGUAUCCACCUUGAUCACCCCCAAGGCAGAGUAAUGAGACCUGGUCAGAUUUUAAAGAUUGAGGGAGAAGGUAUGCCUCUGAAACGAUCCGACUCAAAAGGCGAUUUGUAUCUCGUUGUCAAAGUUGAAUUUCCGGAGAACGGGUGGACUGAAGAUCCAGCUGCUUUCGCAAGUCUACAAAAGGUCCUGCCACCACCGGAACCUAAGAUUGAGGCGACUGAGGUCGACGAAUGCGAAUAUGAUUCUGAUGCUGAUAUUGAAGAUGUAAGUGCAAAAUCAUCCUUGUUUUAGAUAAGCCUAACAUUACUAGUUCGGAGCGAAUUCAGGGGAUCCUCGGGGCGGCGGACAAUGGGAGGAUGAGGAUGAGGGCGAUGGGCAACCUCAGUGUGCUCAGCAAUAGACAGCUAGACUUCGUGAGGCGUUCAUAUAUCGUUUCAUUUUAUGGUUUCGCUAGUAUGCAGUUGGGUACUGUAAAGCAGCAGCUCAUGGAUAGUGACAGUACCUAGGAUUGGAUGGCUGGUUCGUUCUGCAUUGCUGCACCUGUAGAAAGCCAGCAUUGCAAAAGUCCACAAUGAACAGGACACGAAUGAUAAUAGAGUCACGACAUGUAUUUACGAACUUAGAGAGAAAAUACAUCUCUAUUUCUCCG
Hymenoscyphus albidus is the source of this 1866-nucleotide messenger RNA. The record is from the annotation of a GenBank genome assembly. NCBI's taxonomy places the organism in Eukaryota, Fungi, Ascomycota, Leotiomycetes, Helotiales, Helotiaceae.